Molecule: messenger RNA, 591 nt
Organism: Lachancea nothofagi CBS 11611
Lineage: Eukaryota; Fungi; Ascomycota; Saccharomycetes; Saccharomycetales; Saccharomycetaceae
Source: the annotation of a GenBank genome assembly
AUGGCUUGGUUCCGCAGAUACUUGAGGAUACCGCAAGAGCUGCGGCCUUCUGAAGUUUUCAAGCAGGACUCGUUAUCUCCUCUGAAGAUCACGCUUCAAAUUGUUCUGCUACAGCUAUUCUACUAUGCCACAGCUUAUGUGUUGUUCUAUGUCUGGGCUAAUUUGGGUGGGUACGACGUACCACUAAGCCAGUGGCUGUUUUCAUGGGAGCCUAUUGAAUUUUCCAACUCGCUUGGACUCACGUUGUCACUUCUUUGGCUGUUGGACUCGCUUAUAUGUGUGCUUUUCCUAACAGUGAUCGUGGGUCGCAGCAAGUUGGCCUGGGAUUUUGGUAUCACAAUUCAUGCUGUGAACUUGUUGAUUGUAUUGAUCAAAACAGGAAAGUGGCCGAGCCUAGCGUGGUUCGUGGUCCAGUUCCUGUCAUCUCUGAUUUUGGUAUUUCUGGGUACUUGGUCCACUCGUUGGAGGGAGCUCAGAGAUACCUUUUUUGAGGGACUCGUCGAUCCUCAAACAGCAACGGCGACGAUGUCUCAACAUGAGGUUUCCGCGGAGGACAACCUGGAACUGAAAGAUUUAGAAGCUCAAAAAUGA